Molecule: messenger RNA, 1373 nt
Organism: Ailuropoda melanoleuca (giant panda)
Lineage: Eukaryota; Metazoa; Chordata; Mammalia; Carnivora; Ursidae
Gene: GOLPH3L
Product: golgi phosphoprotein 3 like
Exons: 6
Coding region: 248-1195 (315 amino acids)
Biological process (GO): Golgi organization; retrograde vesicle-mediated transport, Golgi to endoplasmic reticulum; Golgi vesicle budding
Cellular component (GO): Golgi cisterna; cytosol; trans-Golgi network
Molecular function (GO): phosphatidylinositol-4-phosphate binding
Source: RefSeq, a predicted model, not a curated record
UCCUAAGGAAGCUGAUGUGUUAUUCCUUCUCUGCAUCGAAGGAUCAGGAAGUUUGUGCUCUCUGCGUGGCUGAGAAGUUUUUUUCAUCUACUAGGACGAGGCGGGAGGGACGUGGGGGAACAGGUGUCCCCCUAAAAUAGAGCACAAGCUGCUGCCUGCGUCCGGCCGCAACCCAGGAGUAACGACAGUUACAACGUUAAAGACAUUGUGCUAGUUGCUAUGGAGACUAUAAAAACCCGAGAAGACAAUGUCCCUGCCCUCAAGAAGUUUACAGUUGAGAGACAGCCAUACCAAAAGAAAGACUAUAAUAAAUACUUUAAAGGAUAAACAGGUGAGAAUGACCACUUUAACUCACCGAGCCCGUCGCACUGAAGUAGGCAAGAACUCUGAAAAGAAGGUAGAAAGUGAGGAAGACACUAAUCAAGACAGGAGUCCAGACAACGAAGACUCUGGUGACUCUAAGGAUAUUCGCCUUACCCUUAUGGAAGAAGUAUUGCUCCUGGGACUAAAAGAUAAAGAGGGUUACACAUCUUUCUGGAAUGACUGCAUAUCAUCUGGCCUGCGAGGGGGUAUCCUGAUAGAGCUGGCCAUGCGGGGUCGAAUCUAUCUGGAACCCCCCACAAUGCGUAAGAAGCGACUUCUGGACAGAAAGGUACUGCUAAAGUCAGAUAGCCCAACAGGGGAUGUUUUACUGGAUGAAACUCUCAAACACAUCAAAGCAACUGAACCCACAGAAACCGUCCAGACAUGGAUAGAGCUACUCACAGGUGAGACCUGGAACCCCUUCAAAUUACAGUACCAGCUAAGAAAUGUAAGAGAGCGAAUUGCAAAGAACCUAGUAGAAAAGGGUAUUCUAACCACUGAGAAGCAGAAUUUCCUCCUAUUUGACAUGACUACUCAUCCAGUGACCAAUACAACAGAGAAACAGCGACUAGUGAAAAAACUUCAAGAUAGUGUCCUAGAGCGGUGGGUAAAUGACCCUCAGCGUAUGGACAAGCGAACACUAGCACUCCUGGUGCUAGCCCACUCCUCUGAUGUGCUAGAGAAUGUCUUCUCCUCUCUGACAGAUGACAAGUAUGAUGUGGCUAUGAAUCGAGCCAAGGACCUAGUAGAACUGGACCCUGAAGUGGAGGGGACAAAGCACAGUGCCACAGAGAUGAUCUGGGCUGUGCUGGCAGCCUUCAAUAAAUCCUAAAGCCAGUGGGUGGGUUUCUCCUUUUUCCUCUGCUGGCUGGUGACUGUCAGAGACACCACACUGAGUUUUGUGUGAUGAGAUGUUUUUCAUCGUUUUUUUUUCCUUCCCUUGAAUCAGAUUUGUGAUUUGGGUGAGCAGCUUCAGGGCUUCUCCAUAAACUUUGGCCAUUGUAAACAGA